AUGCACGUGCAACAAAAACUACUUGCGUCCUAUCAAGGCGGAAACUACAUGGACACGGCUUUGUCUGAACGUUCUUACGACGUGCAUGAUGUUUCACCGCGUCUGGAACAGUUCUCUUCCAGCUCUGACAAUUGGCAUCCAGUAGAAGACUCUAUCUUACUUCAUGCACCCCCCCGACACUCACCUGGCUCACUAGAUGAAGCAAGCAGUGUCGAUAGGAAUGGAGGUUUGUCAAUUGAGACAUCAGAAAAUGCCAGAACCAUAUCUUUGGAGCAGGCGCAAGAUCUCCUAGCCCAUACUGGUGCUCAAUUUCCCGAAGAGCAAAUCUCCGCGCCUACAAAAGUGACUCUCGACAAUCCGACAAAUCCGAGGAGAGCAAUUUUGGACAACUGGAUCAGGGAGCGGAUGGUUCUCUGUGCAGAAAAGAAGGAACUUCGUUUUCUGCCUAUAAACGAGAUUCAAGAUCUCGUCACCCAGGAAAACAUACGUAAAGAGCUCCAGCAGGCCAACGUGCAAGGCGAUUUGUCCACAAUCACAGCUGAUAUCUGUGAACCCAGAGAAACUCCAGGUGGUAAAUCCUCCUCAAGACAAAGGAUUUUCGCUGUUUUGUGCAUGUUGCAGAAAGCAUCUGAGAUUGUCUCGUUUAUCCGCGAGAACAUUUUUGACAGUGAUCUACCAUUUAUUUUCGAUCUUCACAGCGUGCCCAGACGCGAUGUAUGUUGCACAUCAGACCAAGGAUUCAAGCCCGUGCGACUGUUCAGCUCUGAAAUAUGGCGACCGAUGGAACGAGAACUAUUCUACCAUUAUCAAGGGCAGCUAUUGGCACCGCUCUUCAGAUUCAGCUAUGAUGCUGGUCAGAAAGUCAUGCAUUUCCCUCUGAAAGACGAGGUUGUACUCCCUUUCAUAGAGGACACUCUGACAGAUGGCGACGUCCUUGGAAAGACCCUACAGCGUGAGGGAGGAUUCUCAUUCGUCAGGAAAGUCAAGAUACAUCCUGCACAUUAUACCGCGAACCCAAAAACUCAAGCGAAGAAAGAUCUUUACUUUGCUGUUAAAGAGCUGAAGGUUACGGAAACAGCGGAAUCCGCUCAAGAGAAACCAGACCAUCGCGAGACAUUGGCACUGAAACGGGUCAAUGAAAAACGCCACAAACAUCUGAUAAGGCUGCUCGCGACGUAUACACACAACGGUCGCUUUCAUAUGAUCUUUCCAUGGGCCGACGGAAAUCUCAAAGACCUCUGGAAAACCUCCAUACCUCGAAGCCCCGAACUUGCGAAAUGGCUCCCGGCACAGAUUUUAGGUCUAGCACGAGGUCUCCAACAUGUUCAUUACUGCACGCUUGACAAGUCCAUUGUUCAAGAUUUAUCUAUAAAAGAUCAACAGAAGAUACACGGCAGACAUGGGGAUCUUAAGCCGGAGAAUAUACUUUGGUUUCAAGUAGACGACAGCAUAGAAGGUGAGGGAUCGACCGAUGUCCUCAAGAUUGCUGAUUUUGGCUUUGCAGAUUUCCAUGGCCCUGAUUCCAAAUCCAACGUUGGCAUGAGUGCUAUAGGCGGCUUCACAGACACCUACAAAGCCCCGGAAUUGGAUGUCAGAAGACCCGUAUCGGCUCAAUAUGAUAUUUGGUCAUUCGGUUGUAUACUUCUGCAGUUUGCUGUAUGGUCCAUCCUCGGAUGGGAUGGGGUUGAAGGCUUCUCCAAGAAACGAACUGCUGAUUCGGAGGGCGGGCAAAUCCCAACGGACAAGUUCUUUAAACAUGAAACAGUUGGAAAAUGCUCGACUGCGCGAGCAAAGGUCUCUGUUGUUGAGGAAUUCGGGAUCUUGAUGAAUCACGUUGAUUGCAGCGAUUAUAUCGUUGACCUACUGAAGUUUAUAGAAUCUUCUAUGCUCAGAGUGCACGCUCGGAAUCGUGCUGAUAUUGACAUCAUUGUUCAAAAGUUCGAAGAGCUCGAGAAACGUUGCAACGAAAACGAACGAUAUUGUACGCACAAAACCCAGUCAAUCAAGACGAUUGGUUCGGACUUAUCGGAGAUCGUUGAAAUCGUCGAAUCUCGCGAGAUCAGUAAAGGGAAGACAGAUGGUCCCGUUACAUGCCUUGUUCAGACCAGCGGCCAGCCAGAGGGCAAUGAGCUGAGUUCAAAACCCAAUGAUGACACAAGAGUCGGAGGCGAAGCAAAUUAUGUCUCGACAUCGCGAAGCUCUCCAUUACAGUUUGUCGACAGCAUUGAUUAUCUCAACCCAAAUCAGCCUGCGAACAUGCCAAUUGGAACACGCUUUGAGCCAGACAAAUAUCCUACAUCUCAGCCACCUCAGCAUAAUGCAGAAGACAAAGGAAAAAGUACAAACUACCACUACCUGACACCUGUUGAUAACCCUCCCGAAAGUUCAAACGAUAGUCGAGUUCUUCCAAGAGAGAACAUCCUCGACUCCCAAACUAUGGCAGCAAGCCGUACCAAGCCUGGAGAUGAAACAUCUAGACCUCAAAGUCAUCACUCACAACAAGAAUCCAACGUCCCCAACCAGGCAGCUCUCAGGCAACUGAAGGUUCCAUCAAGACGCCGAAUGUUUGUGGAAUGGUUGAGUAAGAUGUUGUGCAUACCUCAGAGUUGAUGCGACUUUCUCCAUUGUCGUCCGUUGAAAGAUCACUUUGAACAUCUGAGAACCAGACGAUCUCGCAUUCUGCAGCACAUCGGUAUGAAACUUAUGCGUUGCCAUCUUCCCAUAACGAUCAUUUCUUCAUCGUUCACGACGCGAUUUGUACGGCGAAAAAUGACGAAAAAGUACCAUAAUCCGAUGGUUAUUGUCGUGAAGAAAACGGUAACGACGACGUAUACCCACACAUAGCUGGAAAUUUGGGUUUCGCCAUCAUCACCAAACCAGUCGAAAAAUGUCAUCGAGAACACGGUCUGCAGUACUCGUCGUCAGGAUGCUACCAGACUAUGAGAUGGC
Messenger RNA from Dothidotthia symphoricarpi CBS 119687, 2949 nucleotides. RefSeq names its product kinase-like protein. Gene Ontology annotation, molecular function: ATP binding; protein serine/threonine kinase activity. Gene Ontology annotation, biological process: peptidyl-threonine phosphorylation; peptidyl-serine phosphorylation. The record is from RefSeq and is a predicted model, not a curated record. NCBI's taxonomy places the organism in Eukaryota, Fungi, Ascomycota, Dothideomycetes, Pleosporales, Dothidotthiaceae. The transcript is spliced from 4 exons. Bases 1 to 2610 code for a protein of 869 amino acids.